This is a messenger RNA of Adelges cooleyi (spruce gall adelgid), 764 nucleotides long. RefSeq lists its product as uncharacterized. The transcript has 5 exons. Bases 83 to 664 code for a protein of 193 amino acids. The record is from RefSeq and is a predicted model, not a curated record. NCBI's taxonomy places the organism in Eukaryota, Metazoa, Arthropoda, Insecta, Hemiptera, Adelgidae.
UUUCUUCAAAUCACUAUAAAACCAACAGUUUUAGAGAGAACGAAUCAUUCGUUGUCCAGUUAAACUCGAGUACUAUUAAAAAAUGUUCUCGAUAUACACCACCAUUUUGUUAGCAUCUAACUGUUUAAUUACUAACCAUGUAUUGGGCCAACCACCAAAGUUGAACCUAGACAUUGACCUGUCUUUACAGUUGGGUCCACCGUCAAGUUUGGCACCAGUACCACCUACCCAGGGCAAUGAAGAUGGACCGUCAAAUACGAUCCCAGUAUUUACGGGAGAUAAGGGUGGACUUCAACUUACCGAGGAACAAUGGCUAAAACGAUCUUUUUUUGACGCUAGAAGACAUGUGAAGAGAGUAAGACAUUUACCAAAAAUGAAUCCCGGUAUUUCAUUCGAAGAUCUUAAAAUGUAUUUUGGUAACUACGCUGCAGUUGUAAAAAGCAUAAUAAAAUCCUUGGACGCAAAAGGCGUUGCCGCUCACGAACGAGACCACAUAAAUAUAGAUUUAGAACUAUUCAGUGAAAUUGUUAGAGAAUAUUGCAAUGUCACGUUUCCUAUACACAAAUUCGUUAGUUGGAGAUACGUAGGAGCGAACCCAAAGAGAGAUCCAGAGAUAUAUGGAGAUUCAGAUUCCUUUGAAGACUCAGAGACAGAAUAUUGCUAGAUCAUAACCUAGAUCGAGAUUAGACGAAGAUCCAGAUCUGAAUUAAAAGUUAAAACCUACUCAUAACCGGAUCUUAAUCUAUAUCUUAAAAGGAAAUUAC